UUAUCAAGUUAAAUGAAUGUCGUAACACAUUUCAAUGGUUCAUCUAUGAUAAAGGUUCCAUUUGUUCUAACAGAUGAUAAAGCUAGAACCUUGGUGCAUACUGCACUACUCAUAUUGCAUAAGAUGUGAUGCUUUGCAUUGUAAUAUUGUACUAGAUAUUAUGCUAAUCAAACUGCACGCAGUUUCGUUGCUUGUAUUUCGUAAAUUAGUUGAGGUACUGGGAAUAACUCAUUUAAUCUUGCAUUAGUUAUCGAUCCACUCAGUAGCAUUUGUGAAUAUUAGGGAUCUUGUCUAAUCUUGCUAGAUCAGACUCGAAAAAUCCUAAUAUUAGAUCUAUGAUAUUAGUGAUAAUCACUUUUUUGAAUCUGUAACUUUUCCCUGUUUUCAUUUUCAUUGAGCAAUUCUUGAUUUACUUUAGUGUCUUACUACCAUGGUUACCCGUUCCAAUAUUUGACUUUAUGAAUUUUUUUAACUGCGAGAAGUAUUUAACAGAUUAGUUUCACAGUUACUCUCAAGCGGAUCAACAUGCAUUAUUUGAUUCUUACAGCAGCAUUAUUUGCAAUUUUGCAGUUUGUGAAUGGAAAUUUUGGCUACAGCCCGCGCCAUCAACACACUUGGGCAAAAGAGCACAAACACUGUUCUGGAGAAUGGCAAUCCCCUAUAGCUCUUUCUUCAGCUCGAGCAGUACCAUUACCUUUGCCAGCUUUGGAAAUGAUAAGCUUUCAUAAUCUAUUAUCUGGUCCGAUAAAUGUUACUAACAAUGGGCAUUCAGUGGCUUUAUCAAUCCCAAAAGCACACUUGGAAGAGCGUCUACCUCAUGUAUUCGGUGCCUUACUAAACAAAGGCCAGAACUAUGAAUUUGAGGGGCUUCACUUUCACUGGGGCAUGAAGAAUAAUCGAGGCUCAGAACAUAUACUGAAUGGAGUUAGGUACCCAAUGGAGAUGCACAUUAUACUUAGAAAUGUUAAAUACCCUAAAUACGAUGAAGCAGUACAAUACAAGGAUGGUCUUACUGUUUUAGGAAUUUUUUUCCAGUUGCAAGAGGAAGACAAUGAAAAGUUUGAUCCCAUAUUGAGAACGUUACCGAAUGUUCAAUGGGUCAAUUCUGUUGUACGAAUGAACGCAUCAUUCACUCUGGCUUCUGUGAUCCCAGAGGAUACUGAUAUAUUUUACACUUAUAAAGGUUCACUUACUACUCCCCCCUGCAACGAGGCUGUCGUCUGGAUUAUUUUCCCCACUCCUGUGCAAAUUUCUUUCAGACAAAUGAGUAAAUUCAGAAUGCUUUCAAAUGGGGAGGAUGUAUUAGCAGACAACUAUAGACGGCUUCAAGAUAUCAGAAAUAGAAAAGUAUAUGUAAGAAGACUGGAUUCAAGGCAUAUGAAUUAUGAGGAUGCGAUCAACUUAGAUAUUGAGCAAUUAGAAUGGAUCUGGCGGUAGGCACGUGGACUGAAGGACAUCAAAUCGGCAAAUUUUCAGACAUAGUUAUGAAAUAAGCAUAGUAGCAGGUUAUCUACUAGAUCGAUAUUAAAUGUGAAUGAAUUUUAUGAUAGAUUAUAUUGUCUUUGAUAAGUUAAUAAAAAGCAAUUCUCAGA
Molecule: messenger RNA, 1592 nt
Organism: Athalia rosae (coleseed sawfly)
Lineage: Eukaryota; Metazoa; Arthropoda; Insecta; Hymenoptera; Athaliidae
Product: carbonic anhydrase 2-like
Exons: 8
Coding region: 526-1437 (303 amino acids)
Cellular component (GO): cytoplasm
Molecular function (GO): zinc ion binding; carbonate dehydratase activity
Source: RefSeq, a predicted model, not a curated record